Molecule: messenger RNA, 2253 nt
Organism: Ciona intestinalis (vase tunicate)
Lineage: Eukaryota; Metazoa; Chordata; Ascidiacea; Phlebobranchia; Cionidae
Source: RefSeq, a predicted model, not a curated record
UUGUAAUUCUUUUCUUUACUACAAGUUACAUGCAAGAUUAUUGAUAACUCAACAUAAAAGAUUACUGUUAUAUUUUUUUAGGGUUAUUAUUUUAAUUCUUAAUACAAAUUUUUGAUUCCUAAAAUUAAAACAAAAGUGAAGACUCAUUAAAACGGUUUAAAUUGUGUUUUUUUGUGAUGAAUCAGAAUGAGCGUUUUUUUAAUUGAUUUAUGUUUUUGUGCCAAAGUGGAUUACUUUAUGCCAAGAUAUUAUUCUAUGUUCCUCACAGGUUAAUUAGGAUGCAUAGGGUUAACAGGUUAAGUAGAAGGUUGUUCAGAUUGUCUGCUGUUGCCCAAACGAGAGCUACAUGCGCUGUAAACAAAGAUGUAUUGCUGGUCAAACACCAUCCAAAGUUAGCUGCCAAACACACCCAACAUGUGAGAUGGUUGAAUACAACUUGUGUAAGAACCGGUUUGGUCCAGUUUAAACUGGCUGAUAUUGGUGAAGGGAUAAAGGAAGCUGAGAUGUUGGAAUGGUUUGUAGAAGAAGGGGAAAAAGUUUCGCAGUUUCAAGAUAUUUGUGAGGUUCAAAGUGACAAAUCCACGGCAAAAAUCACGAGUCGUUAUGACGGGGUGAUUAUGAAGCGAUAUUAUGAUAUUGGUGAAAAUGCACAAGUUGGAACGACGCUUGUCGAUAUUGAAGUGGAGGGUGAAGAAGAUGGGACGGAAGCUAAACAAGACGAAACACCAGAUGUUCCUACAACUAUUGAACCCCCAACACCCACGCAAACCCCAGAAACACAAGGUGUUCUCGCUACACCAGCUGUAAGAAGACUUGCGAAGGAGCAUGGACUGGAUCUCAAUGAUAUUAAAGGCAGUGGUAAGGAUGGCAGAGUGGUGAAGGAGGAUAUCAUGGAGUUUAUUGAUCAACCUGAAGCUACUAUGACAUCAUCAUCACCUACUAUGAUGCCAUCAAUACCCACUGUGAUGCUACAAGAUAAAACGGAAAAAUUGAAAGGAAUUAGGAAGGCGAUGGUUCGUUCAAUGAAAGCAUCACUCGAUAUUCCUCACUUUGGUUAUGAUGAUGAAUACGACAUGAGUGAACUGGUUUUGUUGAGGAAGAAGAUAAAGAAAGAAGUGAAACACAACACUGGUGUUAAGUUGUCAUACAUGCCGUUUAUAAUGAAGGCAACAUCUGCUGCACUCGCACAAUACCCAAUACUUAACUCACAACUUGAUGGUGGACAUGAAAAUAUUAUUUACAAGGCUGACCACAACAUUGGAGUAGCAGUCGACACCCCGCAUGGGUUGCUUCUACCCAGCGUGAAGUCCGUUCAAAACCUUUCCAUCAUUGAAAUAGCUGUGGAGUUGAAUAGAUUACACGAAGCGGGGUUGAAUAAUAAACUUACACAGCAGGAUGUGGUUGGCGGGACGUUUAGUUUGUCUAAUAUUGGUUCGAUUGGAGGAACUUACGCUCGACCCGUGAUAUUUCCACCACAAGUUGCCAUCGGGGCUCUUGGGAAAAUACAGAUUUUACCUCGUUAUAAUUAUGAUGGUGACAUCACCAAGUCCCACAUAAUGUGUGUAAGUUGGUCAGCUGACCACCGGGUUAUAGAGGGAGCAACAAUGGCGCGUUUCUCUAACUUACUCAAGGAUUAUUUGGAAAACCCUUCGAAAUUACUUUUGUAUUUGAAGUAAUUGUCAUAUUUUUUCAUGGGUGCUGUGUGUGUGUUUGUUUUAAAAGUUUCCAUUUUAGACCAAACAUAAUAACUUGCUUAUUCCACUGUUGCGGGCCAGGGGUGGGAACUUGUAAAUCAUAUUAUUCUGGCUUGAAAUUAUUGCAUUACAUUAACUCGUAUUUCGACAUCAUAUCUAAAUAGUUAUAAGUGUGAAAGAGAUCUUUUGGCAAACUUUUUUAAGACUUAAGGUCCCAUGUUUUGUCCACCAUGGGGCGAGACGUCAUCAGUGUUUGCUGUUAAGUGUCUUAUUCAAGCCCCAAAAAAACUCUUUCACACUUGUAAUACACUUACCGACAACAACAUAUGCAUGUCCAAACAAGUUUGCCCACCCCUGAGCUUUAUCUAAUAUUUUAACAAACAUUUAGGUAUAUUUUGCUCCCAUGGUAAUUAUGAUAUAUAAGCUUUAGUUCAAUCAAUGUUAUAUUUGGUGCAUCAGUAGCUAACAUCAUGUACAUUGUUUAUUGCCUAGCUCUGCCAAUAAUAUGGAUCAUAUUUAUUUAUUCCUAUUAUGAAAUACACAAAUACUUUUGCAUAAA